Porites lobata is the source of this 764-nucleotide messenger RNA. Lineage: Eukaryota; Metazoa; Cnidaria; Anthozoa; Scleractinia; Poritidae. The record is from the annotation of a GenBank genome assembly.
AUGAUGGCAUCGCUUGACAGACACUUAAAGAACAAAGGCUACACCUUGUCCAUUGUACGUGACCGAGAAUUUAGUUCGUCCAACCGUGAGGUGUUGGAAGGCAAAGCGAAAGAGCUUCGCUUGGCUGGCCGUGGUAAGCGCCCAAACAAAGCUCGACAAGUAUAUCAGAGGAGGAAGAAGAAAUUCUCUGGAAGAGCGGAAAACUCGGAGGUAAUAACCCAGAAUCUUUAAUUCAAACAAUGUGGUGGCUCCUUACCCAACAGUUUGGUCUUCGUGGAAGGCAAGAACACCACGGAAUGAGACUGGAGGAUUUCAGAAUCAUGAACGGUGACGACGGCAUCGCAUUUGUUGAGUUUGCAGAAGGGCCUACGAAAACAAGACCUGGAGGUUUGAGUGCAAAGCCAAGACAGUUCCAGCCCAAAAUGUUUCAGACCGGGGAAGGAAAAUGUCCAGUUGCUUUAUUUCGUCAGUACAUUAGCCGUAGACCUCCCAAUCUGACGACGAGUGGUCCAUUUUAUCUCUCGAUAAAGUACAACAGACGAGCCGACGACGAAAUUUGGUACAAGGUACAGCCCAUGGGAGAAAAUAAAAUCAACUCCAUGAUGAAGAGCAUCAUCUCCGGCACCAGCCUUGAGACAUCUGAGAAGCGGUUUUCCAAUCACAGUGCCCGUAAAACAGUAGUCAGCAAAAUGAAAAAGGCGAAUCUCGAAAGGUCGGCAAUUGCAAAAGUCACUGGUCACAGAAAUAUCCAAUCUUUCCGAUGA